ACGGGGUCUUCCCUGCUUCCGAUGUAGCCCUGGUCCGGAUGCGGGUUGGGCGGUGCCUGGUUGUAGCCGUAGCCACCCUGACCCGGAGGGGGACCGGGAGGCGGGUUGUAGCCGCCGCCACCGCCGCCGCCGUAGCCUCCGUGGUGCGAGGGAGGGGGGCCGGGGGGAGGUUGGUAUCCGCCAUAGCCGCCGCCGCCGCCUCCUCCUUGGUGACCUCCAUAACCUCCCUGCUGAUGGUGUCCGCCGCCAUAGCCUCCUCCACCAUAACCACCACCGCCGCCGCCGUAGCCGUGCUGUCCUGGGUAGCCAGACAUGUCGCCAAGUCAAUUGACGCUGUGCUUGUGCAGGACGAAGAGUGUAGGUUGUGCAAGACGUGUUUUGGUUUACACAGGCUUCGCUGGAUCAGAGCGAAUAAGCUGUGCCAAAACAAGCCUUUGUUAUCUGAAUGGAGACUUCCCGGCAAGCCAGGGAAGGUGUGAAAUCUACAGAGGGUCUGAAGAAUUGCAAAAAUUCGGACUCGGAAGAUUGAGAGUUGAUAUGAACGGAAUGCGAAGGGUGUUAAGAAAGAUUGUGGGG
Molecule: messenger RNA, 576 nt
Organism: Colletotrichum acutatum
Lineage: Eukaryota; Fungi; Ascomycota; Sordariomycetes; Glomerellales; Glomerellaceae
Exons: 3
Coding region: 39-479 (146 amino acids)
Source: RefSeq, a predicted model, not a curated record